GCCUGAAGAGAAGGACUUUGUCCACCCCAAAAAGUGACGUUGCAUCCUUCCUCCGAGGCUCCAUAAAACGCGCCCGCAUGGCGCAGUGGACUGUAACGUGCUGCACAGCGGCGAGAGGGAGGGAGACUGUCCGAGGCGCGCGCGUAUAAAGGCAGCAACUCGCCGAUUCUUGUGCCACUCACCCAACUCUUUGUCUCCCGCCAUCCCACACAUUUCAUUCAUCGAAACCGGGACCGUCUUAAUUCGAGAGCACCUGUCCGGAGGAGCACCCUCGGCGCUACAGCCGGCUCCUCGCUGCGGCUCCGGGAGUUGGCACAGCCCGGCUGCGCAGGAGAGCUCCCCCCGCGAACCGCGUCAUGGGACACAGGAGGAGCACCGGCGCUCUCUGCAUGUACACCUGAGGUGGACUGUGGGGAUUUACAACCGCGCAGUUUUCGGAAGAAAAAAAGGAUAAGACUUCGAUCUGUUGGCUUUGAGAAGAAACUUUUUUUUUGUCAGCAGUGCGCCUUCCGCCUCUUACUCUAUUCUAACACAAUUUGGGGAUUUUUGGUGAAGCGCCGGCAGGAUGGUCUCAUCCGACUGCUUCAGACUGCUCGUUGUCAUCUUCUGUUGUUCAUCGCUCACAGAUGGGCAUUUGGAGAGAGAGCGCUCUCUUAAGAUUCUGCCCUCCGAGAAUCCCCUAACUCUUCAAGUGGAUGAUUCAUUAAACCUUGUAUGCAGAGGUCAUGGCCCGCUGCACUGGACAUUUGCCGAUCCCCAACGAGCCGUUUCAUCGGAGGGGGUGAGCGUGACGCAGUGUGAUUCUGGACAUCACUCUCAUUCACACUGCAGCGAACUCACAAUCACACACUUGGGUGCCAGUGACACGGGGAGGUACAGCUGCAAAUACUCCAAAGAUGGUUCAGACCACAUCACCUCAACCUAUGUCUAUGUCAAAGAUCCCGAGCAACCUUUUGCUGAUGCCCAUAAGACAGCUCAGCUCCUGGGCAUCUACAGGCAUGAGACAAGCCUCACGGUCCCAUGCCGGACGUCCUCUCCUGAUGCUGUUGUAACACUUACAGGGCGCCCGGCUUUAUCAGAGAAGAUUGUUACGGAAAUGGUUUGGGAUCCAAAGGUGGGAUUCAAGAUUCCCUACGGCUCCUACACUAUACACACUAUGCUCACCUGUAAAACAGUGGUUAAUGGCCGGGAGUUCAAGGCAAUGUACAUCCCCAAGAGACUGACUCUUGUUCUUAAUAAUGUGAAAAUCACCCCAGACCGCAUCAAACUGCUGGUAGGAGAGACUCUCAUCCUUAACUGUACUGGUGAGACCACCUAUAAUGGAGGAAUCAACUUCACAUUGGAUUUUCCAAGGAAGAAAGAAAAUCGGCAUUAUGAGCAGAAGACCAAAGACAACCCUGCUAAGGUCCUUGUGAUGAGCAAGGCUUUAGUGUUGCCGAAUAUUACCAUGGAGGAUAAGGGGGUGUACCACUGCAAGGCUGAGAUUGCACCCACAAAACACAAGAAUGCCACAGCGAAGGUCCUCGUCUAUGAGCAUCCGUUCCUCAACAUCUCCUAUAAGCAUGAGCGUCCCAGCACAGUGACCGUCAAAGAGGGUAGAAAGAAGCAUGUGUUUGAACCGAAGGUCAACGCUCUGCCCCCACCAGACAUGAUAGCAUGGUAUAAGGAUGGGGUCCCAAUCAAUACGAAUUCCACCUGUUACAAGAUGUUUGGUUUCAACCUGAUUAUCACUGAUGUGCAGCAGAAGCAUGCCGGGGUCUUCACCUUAAGCCUGGGCAACCACGUGAAGGGCCUGUAUAGGAACCUGAGCUACACUCUGGUAGUUGACGUGAAGCCAACUAUUUCAGAGGCGGAGCUUCCCACUAUGGACGUGCAGCCCUACAUGUUUGGCAAACAGCAUCAGCUAACCUGUACCGCUUUCGGGUUGCCCCUGCCAACCAUCACUUGGCUCUGGCAGCCAUGUCACUCAGACCCUACGCUUAAAGAUUGCAUUGAUUACACUGAGCCAAUCCUGGUCAGCACCGAUGACAGGGGAAAUUACUCCCACAACUGGAUUAAGAGCAUAAGCACCAAGCCUGAACUGGUUAAAGGGAAGAACAAGAUUGUGGGUACGCUGGUGAUCGGAGAGGCUAGCGUGUCAGGAAAGUACUCCUGCGUGGCCCAGAAUGAGGAUGGCUUCAGCAGCUUGACGAUCCCUUUUUACGUGUAUGAUAACCCAGAGGAAAUUACCACUGAACCUCGAAAAGCCAUCGAGGGGGAUGACGUAACUCUGACCUGUCGGGCGGCUCGCUACCUCUACACAGAUCUGCAGUGGUUGGAUUCCUCGAAUAAAACGAUCACCCGCAACGUGUCCAGUCUCCAACUCAGCCGCUACUCCAUAUCACUUUCUCUCCAUCUGCACAAUGUGUCCAAAAACAGCACUGCAGGGCACAAGUGCCAAGCAUACAUGCAUCACGAGAGGGUUGAGCUAAAAAAUGCUUCUCUUGUCGUGGAUGUGAGAAAACGCCCCUGGCUGAGACAAAACCUGACUAAUCAAGAUGUGAACAGUAGCAGCACCCUGAUGUUGGCUUGCUUCGCUCUGGGAGUUCCUCGACCCUACAUCAUGUGGUACAAAAAUGCUGUUCCAGUGGAAGAAGGCCCAGGUAUAACACUGGGAGAGGACGGAGUUCUGACCAUCGAAAGGGUGAAGAAGGAUGAUGAGGGUCUGUACGAGUGUAUAGCCAGCAAUGUUGAGGGUGUCGCGAAAACAAGUGCUGUUGUUACUGUGGUCGGGGACGAGGGGAAGCCAAACAUCGAGGUAAUAAUUCUGGUGUGUACGGGAGCUGCAGCCACCUUCCUCUGGCUCAUGCUUAUCCUCUUCAUCCGCAAGCUAAGGAAGCAACCAGCACACUACAAGAUGGGUCCAUCUAUCAUCAUUGACCCUGACGAGUGUCCCCUGGAGGAGCAGAAUGAUCUUCUUCAGUAUGACAGCAACAAAUGGGAGUUUCCCCGUGACCGUCUGCGACUAGGCAAAACCCUCGGCCACGGAGCUUUUGGAAAAGUGGUGGAGGCUUCUGCCUUCGGGAUCGAUAAGCUCUCGACCUGCAAGACAGUUGCCGUCAAAAUGCUGAAAGGUGGUGCUACGUCCAAUGAGCGGAAAGCUCUGAUGUCAGAGUUAAAGAUCCUGAUCCACAUUGGCCAUCACCUGAACGUGGUCAACCUGCUGGGAGCCUGCACAAAGCCUGGAGGACCACUGAUGAUGAUUGUGGAGUUUUGCAAGUACGGCAACUUGUCCAACUAUUUGAGAAGCAAGAGAGACGACUUCAUCGUCUACAAGAGCCAGGACGGUAAAUUGGUGUCGUCCGGAUCAUCCUGCCAGCUGAGCGAGCUGAUGAAGCGUCGCCUGGAGAGCGUGGCCAGCACCGGAAGCUCAGCCAGCUCUGGUUUCAUCGAAGAUAAGAGCUACUGCGAAUCAGAGGAAGAGGAAGAAGAAUCUGAGGAUUUAUAUAAGAGAGUCCUGACAUUGGAAGAUUUAAUUUGCUACAGUUUCCAAGUUGCAAAAGGCAUGGAGUUCUUGGCUUCACGCAAGUGCAUCCAUCGUGAUCUGGCUGCACGAAACAUACUGCUCUCAGAGAAUAACGUUGUGAAGAUUUGUGAUUUUGGACUCGCCAGAGACGUCUACAAAGACCCGGAUUAUGUGCGCAAAGGAGAUGCGAGACUGCCGCUCAAGUGGAUGGCACCUGAAGCCAUUUUUGACAAGAUCUACACAACUCAGAGUGACGUCUGGUCUUUUGGUGUUCUCAUGUGGGAGAUCUUCUCUCUGGGUGCCUCUCCGUACCCAGGGGUGCAAAUUGACGAAGAAUUUUGCUGCAGGCUGAAAGACGGGACGAGGAUGAGAGCACCAGAAUACUCUUCCUCUGAAAUAUACCAGACCAUGUUGGACUGCUGGCACGGGGAGCCCCUGGAGAGACCCACCUUCACUGACCUGGUGGAAAGGCUGGGAGACCUGCUCCAGGCCAGCGUGCAGCAGGAGGGGAAGCACUACAUACCCAUCAACACAGCCCUGCUGGCUACGGUUGGAGACCCGUCCACCACAUCACAGUCGGAGGAGACACCCACGCGACCCACCUCCCACUGUGACUCAGGGAGCAGCUGGAACAUCAAGAUCCGUCCUGCUAGUGUGAAAACGUUUGACGAGGUUACCAUGGAGAACGGGACAAAUGAGAACCACGGGGGCGGUCAGUCGGACAGCGGGAUGGGCCUCUCCUCUGACAACAUGACAACACUGAAGCGCAUCGAAUCGUUGGCAGGUCGACCUCUGAGCAUCAUGGCUCUAGCGAUGAAGGCCGUCAGUAAGAGUAAAGAGUCAGUGCUGUGUGACACAGAGAAGGAGAAGUAUCCGCCCUCAGUUCCCUCUCUGGACUUCAGCAUGGACGACUCAGCCCUGGAUGACUCAGCUCUGGACGCCGGCCUCGAGUGUCACAGCCCGCCUCCCGACUACAACUAUGUGGUGCGCUAUUCCACCCCACCUGUGUAACUCCUUUGUUUUGACUCUUAUCUCUGGGUUAUUCUGUGGCAACACUUGAGAGGAAAACCCCCGAGAUUCCCUUCCUCAAAGGGUUUAGAACGGACGCUCUGAAAUGGCUCAUGAAUCCACGCAACUGUAACAACUUGUGCAUCUUCUAACUUCCAGGGCGUCUGCUGUGCAACAAAAGAAAAAUCUGUAGACCGUUGAUUUCCUUUUCCAGUUUUCAGACGUAGGCUGACUUCAAAGCUGCCCGUACCUUCCACACUCACUGUGAUAUGUCGCAUAGCUGAAAACAGGCUCAGGUAUUUCUUUCAUCUACUGUGAAAAUAAACCGUGAUGAUUCCAACUUCACCACAGAUCUGUACAAAUCAGUCUUUUAAUGAUAAAGAGUAACUUCUUUCUAACUUUUCAAGUUUGUACUGAGAUUAGUUUAUAUUUUUCAAAAGUGUUUAACUGGAAAAUAAUUUGUUUGUCAAGAAAAAGAGAUGCCCUUUUUGUAGUCCAGCUCAAUGGGAUCUAUCUAAAGUUUUUUUGCUUUUUUGCUCAAAAAUCUGAGAUUUUGAGAAUAAUUUUAGGAGAAAAGAGUUGAAAUAUUCCGAGACGAAAUAUCAUAAUAUUUCAAGAAAAAACGAAUAAAGUUGUGAUUUUAGGAGAGAAAAGUCAUAAUAUUACAAGUGUACGUUCGGAAUUUUAGGCUACGUGUGAGGGGAAUAUCAGAAGAUCAGCCCAGCGGCCUGCGAUAAAAUGAAGAAUGUGAAGCAUCUUGUUAUGUUAUACUUUAGUAUAGUUUUCACAUUAUUAGUAUCAAGCCUUUGGAAAUAUUGUUCAAGAAACUGUGUACAGUAUGAAAAAAGACCCACGCUGACUUGCAUCUUUCUGUGGAGGAGGAAUGGCUAGUUAAUUAUUUUUUCAUUUUUCUUGAAAUAUUAUGACUCUUUUUCUGAUUGAAUUACUGCCUCGACUCCAAAUCUCAGAUAUUUCUUUUCUUCAUUAUGGCCCUAAUACUCCAUUGUGUUUAUCUGAGGCGUCAUUCCUCCCGUGUGCAAACACAAACACGUCGGCUCAAUUAGCUCAGGUUGACUUGGAGGUGGCAGAGGAGGGGAGUGCUCUGUCGUGUGGUGGUGGCUGUUUUCUUAAGCUCUCUGGGUUAUCAAAAAUCACAGGUAAAUGAAGAAAACAGGGUAAAGCUGAGAUUAAGACCAGACAGCUUGAGAUUUAACAUUACAGCUCGACCGUGAGAGCAUUUAAAUGAAAAGGUUCCAGUGCAUUCGGAUUCCUUCCAGCCCCCCAAAAUCUGGUGCUGAAGAAACUCAGCUUUUUGUUUUGGUUCAAUCAAAAAGAGAGAAGGUAAAAAAAUUAUUUGUUUAUUUUCUUGUGUACAAACUGAGUCAGAUCUGAACAGAACACAAACAAAUCUGUUUCUUCAGAAAGCACUAGUAAAAUAAAUUGUGUAUUUAUUUAGAUCGUAAACACUGUCACUUGGUGUACACAUUCAAACGGUCUUCCUGAUAUCAGCGCGCAGUAUCCCGUUGUCUGAUUCCACACCUCGAUGCUGUUUGUGCUGCUGUGACUCACUGAUAGUAACGCUGAGGGAAUCUGCUUCUGCAGGAACGUGUGUGUGUGUGUGUGUGUGUGUGUGUGUGGAGGUUCUCCGUCCCUGUGCUGUGUGUUAGGAAAGCUUGCAGGGCAGGCUACAAAAACUCUACCCGUGUAUGAAGAUAGCACCAGUCUGCUCCGGUUCACUGUCAUAUCAUGUGUUGUUGACAGGAACAAAUCUCCGUGUGUUCACAGCAUUUCGGGUCGUGUUGUGCGUCCUUUGGACCAAACCUUUAAUUUGAGCUCACGUGUUACUGUGCACACACCCUGUAGAGAAGCAGCUAGCUUGUUCUCGUUGAUGACUAAAGAAAAACAGGGUUUGUCAGUGAGUAAACUACAGUGUAAAGUGGAUAUUUUUUAAUCCAAAAUGAGUUUUAUUUGUGGACCAAUUUGUUUUGUUUGUGUGGAAAAGGAGUGAUUAUGCACUGAUGCUUUAUAUCAAGUUUUAUUUGUAUUCUAAAGGUAUAUUAUUAUGAAAAAGUGUUGAGGGUCACAUUUUAUAAAGAUUUUUUAUUAUUAUUUAACUCUUAACUCUAGUAGGAAUUUAAUGUUUGCAGUAUAUUUUGUGUUAUUUCUCGCCAUGCUAACAUCAUCAUGUUUGCUUCUUAUAAUCCUGUCUUGGUUCUAUUAUGUUUAGUGACUGCUGCCACAAUAACCAUGAAAUAUGUCAGCAUGAAUGCAAAGAUAAAUUAUUAGUUAUUGGAUUUUAUUGCAUUUCUCUGUGUAUCACAAUGAUUCAUAAUUACUGGAGCAGCUCAAACUUCCUUGUAACUUCUUCUAUUUUGUUCAUGUAGUGUUACAAGUUUGUUUCAAUGAAAGUUAUGUUCCCCAACACUGUCAACUGAGCAUAUGAAGUAAAUAAAUGAAUAAAGAUUUAUAUAUUUAUACAUUA
Messenger RNA from Scophthalmus maximus (turbot), 6995 nucleotides. RefSeq names its product kinase insert domain receptor like (gene kdrl). Lineage: Eukaryota; Metazoa; Chordata; Actinopteri; Pleuronectiformes; Scophthalmidae. Gene Ontology annotation, molecular function: ATP binding; transmembrane receptor protein tyrosine kinase activity. Gene Ontology annotation, cellular component: signaling receptor complex. The record is from RefSeq and is a predicted model, not a curated record. The transcript has 30 exons. Gene Ontology annotation, biological process: positive regulation of kinase activity; multicellular organism development; protein phosphorylation. Bases 566 to 4516 code for a protein of 1316 amino acids.